GGCACGAGGAGGCUGUCAGCCGAGACGAAGAGGAAGGUCUGCAACGAAUUUUACUGAGCAGGAAAAAGACGGGACAGACUUCAGUUCCAUUCACGACUGCGCUGCAUGGCCCACGAACGCCAGAGAACCACACAUCUUCCUGCACAUAGAGAAGAAAGCAGCUGUUAGAAAUUGACCUGGUCCUCCUGGCUAAGCACUCUCUGAAAAGUUUAUUUGCCACCCAAGAAAGAAUUCCAUAUCACCAAGAGCUCUACAGGGAUAUCUGGAAAAAGCUUUGAAAAUGCCUCAGAUGAGCAAGGAUGACACAAGUGUCCGACUUUCCCAUGAGCUCUCGGAGGGGGAGAAAGAAGCCACCGGGAACAGAAAGGCGAAAGUCCUGGAGUGCCUGAAGAGACUUGGUAUUACCUGUGAUAAGGCUCACAUGCCCAAUAUCGCCAUCCUAGGUUCGGGCGGGGGCCUACGAGCCACGAUCGCCCUUAUGGGCACCUUGGUGGAGAUGAAGAAACAGGGUCUGCUGGAUGCCGUCAUGUAUCUGUGCGGGGUGUCGGGUUCCACUUGGUGCAUGUCCACCCUCUACAAAGAGAAGGACUGGAGUGAGAACGUGCAGGACUUGGAAAAACGCCUGUGUGAGACACUUUCCAGUACUUCAUGGGAUCUUCAACAGGCAUUGGCUGAUGUGAGCCGGGCAGCGGAAGAUGAACUAUUCUCUCUGACAGAUGUCUGGGCCUCUUUCUGUGUCUCUAAAGAACUGGAGCAGCAUGAUCAGACGAAGUUAUCUGACCACAAGGACGCCGCCACAUGUGGGACAAAUCCGUAUCCCAUCUAUGCUGCAGUGGAAGAGAACAAAUUGCAUAAGGAAGGUGAAAACAGCCCAGAGACCUGGUUUGAAUUCACCCCUCAUGAGUCUGGUUUUCCCGGCCUGGGGGCAUUUGUGAGCACCAAGUUCUUGGGAAGUGAAUUCAUGGAUGGGCAUUUGAAAGUAGAGAGGAAGACGAAAGACAUCUGCUACCUGCAAGGUUUAUGGGGAAGCAUCUUUGGAUACAUGAAGGAGAAUGUGAAAUUUCUAAUAGAAUUGAUUUGGAACAAAAUUCAUAGAAGGCUGGGAGAAGAAAAGAAGAAUACAAUGGGUAAAACAGGUACCCAUUGCACGUGUUCCCGGUGUCAGGCCGUCCUCCUUGUCCUGGAUCUUCACGUUCUCACCUCAGCAGGGAAAGACCAUGAGGGAGUCUUUAUGCAGCUGAAGGAAGUUCUGAAAGGCAGGAACAGCGAGGAGUCCUACCAGAAGUGCUGUGAAAUGAGCAGGAUGUGGGGUUUAAAGACGGUGGAAGAAAGAAUAGCAGAUUGUGCUGAACUCCUUGAAGCGGAGUUUGGAGAGGAGCGUUUUGUCUCGCUCGCCAUGCAAGGAGAAGUAAUAAGCAUCUGUACCUUGAUAUGGAAAAUCUGGAAGUGUAUCUGCCAUUGGACGUGGGGGAGAACUCAUAACUUUCUGUACAAUUGUGACACCAUUGCCCAAACCAGUGACUUGGCCAAGCACAAGUUCCUCAACUUGAUCGACGCCGGCCUUGCUAUCAAUUCUGCCUACCCUCUGAUGCUGCUCCCAGCGAGGCGAGUGACUCUAAUCCUCUCCUUCGACUUUAGCUCUGGGGAUCCCUUCAAGACCAUCAGAAAAACAGCCAAGUACUGUGAGACCAAUCACAUCCCAUUUCCUAAGAUAGAUCCAGAAGAGAUUAAGGACCGAGAUAACCCCUCUGACUGCUACAUCUUCAAAGGAAAGGAUCUGCCCACGGUCAUGCACUUCCCGCUCUUCAACAAGAAGAAUUGUCCCGGGGAGGUGGAGCAUUUCAGAAAACGGUUCUCCACCUUUACAGUCUCCUAUACAAAGGGCGAUGUCCAGGAACUCCUUAAGACAGCGAAAAUGAACGUCGCCAACAACCACGAGAGGAUAGUGAAGGAGAUCCAGCAGCUCACGUCCUCCUAGACCACCCAGGGGAUUUAAAACCGUGUCUAUGGCUCAUGUUCAGGAAGGGCAGAAAAUCUGGCUUCGCCCUUCACAAUUCCUGGGAGGCUACUCAGGCUGUGUCUCCGCUGUGUUCUUUUUCCAGAAAAAGAUACGCAAUUUGUGAACUGCGAUUUGCAUAGUUUUUACC
Pelodiscus sinensis (Chinese soft-shelled turtle) is the source of this 2147-nucleotide messenger RNA. Lineage: Eukaryota; Metazoa; Chordata; Testudines; Trionychidae. The record is from RefSeq and is a predicted model, not a curated record.